CACAAAGGUGGAAGCGGCGAUCAGACUCGAGAGGAUAGAGCGAUUGAUUAGGUGCCGGUCACUCUUUCCUUUCGUUUGGUUCGCUCCAUCUCUUUUCAAUGCUCUUACCUCUCGGAUUUGUAUCGUCUGCAUUUCUAGACCUUCCCUACUUGGCUGUCUUUCCAUUGUCUUGCUGCGAUACAUCAGUUGCAAGUCCCCUUGACAUUUUCCUCGGUUAUCACUCCUGUACACAUCGAUCGUGCCUCAGAUCAGUGAUUUGUUUCUCACCAGAGAGGGGUAUGAUCUAUUCAACUGUUUAUCAUCUUGUGUAUGUCUCUCAUGUAUGCAAUGAUAUUCUCUACUAUACAUCAUGUUGACGCAGUCAGUUUCUGCGAGCGGAAACAUGCAACCAUGCAAGCAAACCCAUCCAUCAAGAUAGACAUAACGGUUGACGAAGCAAAAGCCACUUUUUACUCCAGACAUUAUG
Messenger RNA from Aureobasidium pullulans EXF-150, 466 nucleotides. RefSeq lists its product as uncharacterized. Lineage: Eukaryota; Fungi; Ascomycota; Dothideomycetes; Dothideales; Saccotheciaceae. Bases 99 to 356 code for a protein of 85 amino acids. The record is from RefSeq and is a predicted model, not a curated record. The transcript has a single exon.